Messenger RNA from Xenopus laevis (African clawed frog), 1999 nucleotides. It is a transcript of the gene get4.S, whose product is annotated as golgi to ER traffic protein 4 S homeolog. Lineage: Eukaryota; Metazoa; Chordata; Amphibia; Anura; Pipidae. Gene Ontology annotation, cellular component: BAT3 complex; cytosol. Gene Ontology annotation, biological process: protein insertion into ER membrane. The record is from RefSeq and is marked provisional.
CAACAUGGCUGCUGCAAUGGCGGAGCAGGAGGGCUCCAAAGGUAGUGCCCGAAACCGGGGCGGGGUGCAGCGGGUGGAAGGAAAGCUGCGAGCCAGCGUGGAGAAGGGCGACUACUACGAGGCUCACCAGAUGUACAGAACACUUUUUUUCAGGUAUAUGUCACAGAGCAAGCACAUAGAAGCCAGAGAAUUAAUGUAUUCCGGUGCUCUCCUGUUCUUCAGCCAUAGUCAACGAAACAGUGCUGCUGAUCUGUCCAUGCUUGUCUUGGAAUCUCUGGAAAAGCAUGAAGUGAAGGUGACCGAGGAGCUCUUAGAAAAUCUGGCCAAAUUGUUUAGCUUGAUGGAUCCAAACUCUCCUGAAAGAGUUGCUUUUGUCUCCCGAGCUUUGAAGUGGUCUACCGGAGGAUCUGGCAAAUUCGGUGACCCAAAACUACAUCAGUUUUUAGCUAUAACAUUGUGGAAAGAACAAAACUAUUAUGAGUCCCGUUAUCACUUUCUGCACUCGUCCGAUGGGGAAGGCUGUGCAAAUAUGCUGGUGGAAUAUUCCUCAAGCAGAGGAUACCGGAGUGAAGUGGACAUGUUUGUGGUACAGGCAGUCUUGCAAUUUCUGUGCUUAAAGAACAAAACAAGUGCAUCGGUGGUCUUCACAACGUAUACACAGAAACAUCCGUCAAUAGAAAGAGGCCCUCCAUUUGUGCAACCCCUAUUAAACUUCAUUUGGUUCUUACUGCUGGCUGUAGAAGGAGGGAAGUUAACUGUAUUUACGGUGUUGUGUGAGCAGUAUCAACCUUCUUUAAAGAGAGAUCCUAUGUAUAAUGAGUAUCUGGAUAGGAUAGGACAGCUUUUCUUUGGUCUACCUCCUAAACAGUCAUCGUCUUAUGGGGGGUUAUUGGGUAACCUACUGAAUAGCCUAAUGGGCUCCGGGGAAGACGACGAUGUGGAAGACGGCCAAGAAGACAGCAGUCCCAUUGAACUGGACUGAGGAAGAGACAGUGAGUGAACCAACAGGAGCUGCAUGAUUAAAAACAGGAGCUCAGAAGACCAAUUCUAUGAUUUGCAUAUUUGAAGGGUUGUUUUGUAAGCAGCUGUGAUCAGCUGUUAGUUUCUCUCUGAUGGAGACCUUUGGUCUGAGUACAUCAUGUUAAAGAGCUAGAGCGGAAUAAUCCCGUGCAUACUGAACAUGUGUCCCCUCGAGCCUUUGCAAAUGGCGUGUGCGUUUUACUGUGAAGCACAUGGUUUUCCUAACAUGUCAAAGCCAAGCAGAUCAAUAUAGAAAAUCCCUUCACUUUAGGAAUUCGGCGUCUCGUUCCAUUAUCUUCUUUGUCACUUUUUGGUGAAUGAGGAUUUUUAGAUGUCCGUCCUUUAGGUACACGCCCAUAUUAUCACUGCCACGCCUCCCACAGGUAACAAACUUCUCCCUGCGCUUCUCCCCUGUUCUGCAGCUCCCACUAUCAUCCAGCAGGUAGAAGGAUGGGAGUUGUAGUUCAGUAGGAAACAUUCAAAUAAUUCUGUUUGAUGUUUCGACAAGUAUUUUCUUUUGCUGUUGUCACUGCAAGCUCGCUGGGAUCCAGUGUGAGUGUGUUCACGUGCGAGUGGUACUUUUGUUUCUCCGACACAAAAUCAAGACAAACUACACCGAGAAGAUUAUUUAAAUACAACGGACAUUCUUUUAAUACUUUGCAAUAUUUAUUACCGGUGAGGUGAUUUUUGUACAUUUAAUCCCCAUUCGUUUCUUUACCAUGUCACAGUGGCAAGGAGACGGAAUAUUUUAUGUAUUAGAUGAUUCAUUUAGCAGCGCCUGCUGAUGCCAAGCGGCAGUUAUGAUUUAAGAAUUAUGGGAUAAAAAAUUUUUUUUUUUUUUUUACUUUCUCCUUGGAAAAAAAUCCAGCAAAGAGGUGCAUGGGGACUGGUAGCAAACUUAUAUUCACUGUAAUAUUCAUGGAUGUGAGGAGGUAUUCUGCUUGUAGUAAGGCUCAAAUAAAUACUUUUGAUCAGGUGA